Drosophila miranda is the source of this 2298-nucleotide messenger RNA. RefSeq names its product protein krasavietz (gene kra). The record is from RefSeq and is a predicted model, not a curated record. Lineage: Eukaryota; Metazoa; Arthropoda; Insecta; Diptera; Drosophilidae. The coding region runs from base 237 to 1505 and encodes 422 amino acids. Gene Ontology annotation, molecular function: protein binding. The transcript has 9 exons. Gene Ontology annotation, cellular component: membrane; cytoplasm.
UUCUGAAUUUCAUUUAACAAAGUGGUGCGCGCAGGCCAGCACCGGGGGCGCUGAGAACUUGAAACAAACAUAAUACUUAGUAACCGAUUGUGAUAGCUGUUAAAAAUAGAAUUCCGGACAAAGUCUGAAAUUCAAAUUCACAAAAUUCCCCUCUCCACCUUCAAUAACUGACGAGGACACGCGGAAGCGGCUAAAAGGCCAAACUUAUUUCCGUUAAGCGAAAGUCAAUUUAUUGUAUGAGUCAAAAAAUAGAAAGACCAGUGCUAUCGGGUCAACGCAUCAAGACCAGAAAAAGAGAUGAAAGAGAAAAAUAUGACCCAACGGGAUUCCGUGAUGCGGUCAUUGCUGGUCUCGAAAAAACUGAUGGCGACUUGGAACAAAUCUCUAAAUAUCUAGACAUCGCGGGUAACAAGCUCGACUAUCGUCGCUACGGUGAAGUUCUCUUCGAUAUAUUGAUUGCGGGUGGUUUAUUAGUGCCUGGUGGUUCCAUUUGUCAGGAUGGCGAAAAGCCGCGCACAAAUUACUGCAUCUUUGAUGCCCCCGAGAGCAUGGAAUCCAUGCGCAACCAUGAGCAGGUAUUUGUUAAGCUCAUCAGACGGUACAAGUACCUUGAGAAAAUGUUCGAAGAGGAGAUGGGUAAAGUUCUAUUAUUCGUAAAGGGCUUUACUCCAAGUGAACGCAUCAAGCUUGCGCGUAUGACUGCGCUGUGGUUAGUUAAUGGCUCUGUACCGCCAAAUGUGUUAUUGGUACUAAACAACGAGCACCUGAUCAAGGAUGGCAUUGCACUGGAGUUUCUACUGGAGCUAUUUCAGACGUUCAAGCAAGAGAAGGGCAUUGCAUAUCUGAUUCAGGCGCUUAAGAAGGGUGGACUGGAAAGCAAACUUAUGGACUUUUUCCCACCAAACAAACGUACUGAGGAAUAUUUUAAACAAGUUUUUCUUGACAAGGAACUCAAUGAGAUCAUCAAGCUGCACAAGGCCCAGGCUAGCCAGGAGGCUAAGCGCGAGCUGCAGCAGACCCUCAUCGAUGAUAUCAACGAUGAGAAGGCACACAAUGAGAUAACCGCUGACAUUAAAGAGUUUUCGGCACGCAACAACAUUCCCGAUCAUGAGAUAAUUGUUAUUAUUUGGUCUACCAUCAUGUCGUUGGGCGAAUGGAACAAGAAGGAGGAGCUGGUCACCGAUCAGGCUGUUCGUCACUUAAAGACAUACUGCACUUUGUUGCAGGCAUUCGCCUCAACCGACCGCUCGGAAUUGGCCCUGAUCCUGAAGGUGCAAGAGUUCUGCUAUGAGAACAUGAACUUUAUGAAGGCCUUCCAGAAGAUCAUAUUGUUGUUCUACAAAACAGAGGUCCUCUCCGAGGAAAUCAUCUUGCGCUGGUACAAGGUUGGUCAUUCCAACAAAGGCAAAAUGCAUUUCCUCGAACAAAUGCGCAAGUUUGUCGAAUGGCUGCAGUCAGCCGAAGAAGAAUCCGAAUCUGAGGACGAACAAAAGAAUGGCGAUUAACACAUUUUUGGUUAACGAAAAAGAGCAUGGCUAGAAGGAACAACACAAACGGAGCCGCCUGUCCCAAAUCCAAACCAACAAACCCAAAUCCACACACCAGACACACACACACCACAGUGCUCUCCAUAGAUUUGCAUAGAUAGUCUCCCCAAGUCUUCCUCCACCCAAGUCAAUGGCGAAGAGAGAGAGAACUUCUAAACUAUUGUUCAACAAAACUCACCCUCAAUCCUCAAUCGUUCUCGAUUUGUGAAUGCAAUAUAUUUCUUAACUAUACAAACCGGUUAUCCACAUUGUGUUAAUAAAGGUUUAAAGAUUUACAAUUAUGUACCAAAAAAUAUCACCACACACAGGAGAGGCAUCUCGAACAAGAAAUCAGCAAGAAUUGCACGCACUGUAAUCUAUCAAACUGGAGAUCAAGAUAAUAUGUAUGUACCAGGGGAGCAUAGCAUACAAGAUACAUAUAUUCCUUAUGUUGUAAAAUGAGCUGCAGGCCCGUUUGUAUGUUCGCAUUAUUUAUUUAAAAAUCUACCCCCGGCACAUAUGCAUAUAUAUUAAAAAGAAAAGAAAAAAUUUAUUAAUAUUCAUCUACGAGAGCGCGGCGCCAAGCCAGUAUGGAAUUUGACGAGGUUAUCUUCGAAAUAAAGAUUUGGAAAAGAUGAUUAAAUAUAUGACUGGCAUGCAAGGCCACCACCAGUUUCAACGCAAAUUAUUAUGUGAACAGAGCGUAUGGAAUUACGAAUAUUUUAAUUGCAUGAAAUUGUAUGUAUACAACAAAUAAAUGAAAUACAACAAA